Molecule: messenger RNA, 1516 nt
Organism: Heterotrigona itama
Lineage: Eukaryota; Metazoa; Arthropoda; Insecta; Hymenoptera; Apidae
Source: the annotation of a GenBank genome assembly
AUGCCGUCGUUGCUGGAAGCGUUGGAGCUGAAGUACGGCAGUUCGACGACCGACUGUUCCCUCACGGACGAGGAGACGGAGUCGAGCUCGCCGAAGGCCGCCCUCUCGGUCAGCAUCUUCAUACCGAAGAAGUCACCCCGUCACACGGUACCGGCGUUGCUCGUCCUGCAGGACUGCGACAUCGAGUCGGCCGGCAACGACGCGGAGAAGCUACGGAGCAAAUGCAAGAACGUCGAGGAGCUGGACCUGGCGCAGAACAAACUGUCCCAAUGGACCGAGGUGUUCGGCAUAUUGCAGCACAUGCCGAAGAUCAAGUUCGUCAACCUGAGUUUCAACUGUUUGGCCGAGGUGUUUGACAUCAAGCACGGCAGUUACGAUCUGUUGAAGAAUCUGGUGUUGAACGGGACCAGGGUGACCUGGUCGACCGUUCAGGGAUUGAUCCGUUUGCUUCGUAACCUGGAGGAGCUGCAUCUGUCCUUGAACGAGUACAAGACAGUAGAUCUAGAUUAUCAGAUGCCGGAGAGCAAGAACGUCUCGGUGAAGAAGCUUCACUUCACCGGCAAUCCCGUUGAAGUGUGGAACGAAAUCUCCAAAUUGGGCUAUAUAUUCCCGAAUCUGGAGAGCCUCGUGCUGGCAGAGUGUCCGAUAAGGUCGUUGGCCCUCGUAGACAAUAGGAACUCGAACGAGGAGCCAUGUUCCAAGAAAGAGCCAGAAAACCUCAGCGAGGACAAUGAGAAUAUGAACAGUCUGGACACUGAGGAGAACACGUCGGUAGAUGAAAAGGGGAACAGGAUAUUUAGCGAGGGGAAGGUGAAUUAUGACAGAUCCGAGUCAGAAUCAGAGUCCAGUGGAACGACCAUUAGGUCCUCUCACGAUCCAUUCAGAAAGCUUAGGUUCCUAAACUUGAACGGCACCCUGUUGUCCACGUGGGACGACGUGGAACGAUUGGCCAGGUUCCCAGCACUUAAGUCUCUAAGGAUCCAGGGCUGUCCUCUCUUCGAGGUAGGAGAUCCUUUCCCACUUGAUCGUCAUCAUACGCUUUAUCUGAUUGUACGAGUGAUUUUGAAAUAUAUUCUAGUGAUGUGGAAAUUGGUAGAAAAGUUAUGAAUCGGCAAAUCUGCAAAACCUGUUGUGCACUGGUACACAUAGGUGAUUGCUAUACAGUUUAUGCCAAAAAGAAAUUACUAAAAUAUAUAUUAUACUAAACUAAUAUUAUAAUAUACUAAAUAUUACAAUAUUAUAUACUAAAAUAUAUUCUAAUAUUAUAAAUUAUAUGCUAAAAUACUAAACUAAAUUAUACUAAAAUAUUAAAUAUUAUAUUAAAAUAUUAAAAACUAAUAUUAAAUAUUAAAUAUUAUACUAAAAUAUUAAAAACUAAUAUACUAAAAUAUUAUAAUAUAUAUUUAGUAUAAUAUAUUAUAAUAUAUAUUACCAAUACAUAUUGUAUAAAAUAUUAUAUAUAUAAGAGAUGUGCAAAGUUUUAUUUAAAUUCUCAUUCUGUACAAACAAAGUAUAG